GGCAGACUUUCAAAUCAUUCAUACUUUUUAAGCUGCUUAAGCUACAAAUUUAUAGUCCGUUAUAUUUAAAUUGUUGUUUUACAUUUCGCAAACUAAUUGGUCUUAAACUUUCAAUAAUGAAUAAUGAAGCAUCGAGAAGGAAACGCCAAAGGUGCACCGCAUCGCUCAGAGAUAUUUUGUCAAAUCUGGGCAUUCAUAACAGAAGGGACUGGUUCGAGUAUUUUGAUAAGACUAGACCGCCGCAUAGAAGCGAAACGUUGGCCAAAAAAUCUGAAAGAAAAUUUAAGGAACAUUCAAUACCUUUAGAAAGACAAAGAAGGCAACUUGAAAGAAGCAAGAAGCCAGAGUCACUACAGACGGUGAUUCCCCAAAGGGAAAGUUGGGUAGCCCGAAUCUUCGAUCAAGGACCUAUUGAGCAAAUCAGCAGCCUGGUCUUCACUAUAUUCACCAUAGCUAAAUCGGUGGUAUGGAGUAUUAUAAUGCCAUGCAUUAAACAUGUUUUCUAUGAGCACGGCUUCCAUACAUUUCCUCCAUUUAUAUUUUAUCCAUACGAGUCUAUUAUGGAUAGACUAGCCCCCUUGAAUUUAAGUUCACCAGCUCACUCGGACCAUUCAGUCGAUAACUAACGCCAAA
Molecule: messenger RNA, 633 nt
Organism: Drosophila yakuba
Lineage: Eukaryota; Metazoa; Arthropoda; Insecta; Diptera; Drosophilidae
Exons: 2
Coding region: 117-626 (169 amino acids)
Source: RefSeq, a predicted model, not a curated record